AUGGAUUACCUCAAGACGGUGGUGCCGUCGCAGCUCCUGGCCGAGCGCGGCUCCAACCUCGUCGUCAUCAACCCAGGCUCUAUGAAUGUGCGCAUGGGGUUCGCUAGUCAGGACGUGCCGUUCAAUAUACCGCACUGCAUUGCCCGGCACAAGAACGAUGCGCCGAAGCUGUCGGUGCGAGACCAGAGGCUCAACUGUCGUGCUGGGUUGACGCACAAUGCAGAACGGGAGAGGGCGUAUGAUAUUAUCGCUUCAAUGCUGAAAAUCCCAUUUUUGGGUGAAGUAUCUCCUUCAGAGAACCAGCCAUUACCUCCUAAGAUGGGACGUCUUGAUGGUCUUUCUUCACAGCAAAACAAAGAUGAUAGUAUACUCACAUGGACAGAUGUGAUGGACAAAAGGAUCAAGACAUCCACGUCAAUUGAAAGGUCAGUAAACAGUGACGCCGAUGAAGAUCCUUCACAAAGCACAUCUGAUGAUGGUAACAAGUCCAACUCCGAAGAAAGCAAGUAUAAGGAAAUGAUAUUUGGAGAGGAUGCUUUGAAAAUCCCUCCUUCUGCACCAUACUGUUUGGGUCGCCCGAUCAGGAGAGGCCAUUUUAAUAUUUCUCAGAAUUAUUCAUUACAUCAGGUUUUAGAAGAUUUGCGCACUAUUUGGAACCGGAUGCUGACAGAGAAGUUGCAUAUCAACCCAAAGGACAGACAUCUAUAUUCUGCAAUUCUUGUUCUUGGGGAAACAUUUGACAACCGAGAAAUGAAAGAAAUGCUGUCCAUUGUACUUUGCGAUUUGGGGUUUAGCACGGCAGUGGUACAUCAGGAAGCUCUAGCUGCGGCAUUUGGGAAUGGUUUGUCGACAGCUUGUGUGGUCAACAUUGGUGCUCAAGUUACACAAGUAGUUUGUGUUGAGGAUGGAGUAGCUUUGCCCCACACAGCUUUGGCACUUCCAUAUGGUGGAGAUGACAUAUCCAGAUGCCUACUUUGGGUUCAACAACGUCAUCGCACAUGGCCAAACUUUAAAACCGAUCCCAUGAAGAAGCCUAUAGAUAUGCUAAUGCUCAACAAGAUAAAAGAGGGAUAUAGCCAGAUAAGGAGCGGAAGUUAUGAUGCUGUUUCUGUUGUUCAUUCAUAUGAGCAUGAAAAGUCUGUUGGGCAUCAGAAGACAAGGCUGUCAGCUCUCAGCGUUCCUCCUAUGGGGCUUCUUUAUCCUCGGCUUCUCAUUCCAGAAGAGUUCCCUCCACCUCCCCGACCUUGGUUCCAAGAUUGUGAUGACAUGCUGGAAGAUACAUGGCAAACAAACGACGGUCUUUCUGGAAAUGGUGGGCUUGGUGCAUGGGACAGUUAUCAAAUGCUUCCCACUAGAGUAAAGAAGUUCGAUAAUAUCGGCCUCGUAGAAGCCAUUGUCAGCAGUGUUCUUUCAACAGGACGUGUUGACCUCCAAAGGAAGCUAUUCUGUAGUAUUCAGCUGGUUGGUGGUGCAGCUUCAACAACAGGUCUUGCACCAGUUCUCGAACAAAGGGUUCUUAAUACUAUUCCAUCAAAUCAACCCGUUGAGAAGGUUGAGGUAUUACUGUCAAGGAGGAAUCCAUUGUUUAUCCCAUGGAAAGGUGGAGUGGUCCCUAAAUCCUACUUUACGCUCGGACAGAUUUUGGGCGUCCUUGAUACUACCCGUGAUGCUUGGAUCCAUAGAGAAGAUUGGAUUAAAAAUGGCAUUCACGUUGGGAGUGGCAGAAAAUAUAAGGAUUCCUAUUUUCUUCAGUCGCAGCUGAUGUGUUACUACAAUUCAUAA
Molecule: messenger RNA, 1782 nt
Organism: Triticum turgidum subsp. durum (durum wheat)
Lineage: Eukaryota; Viridiplantae; Streptophyta; Magnoliopsida; Poales; Poaceae
Source: the annotation of a GenBank genome assembly